AAGCCCAAUUAAAUAAUAUUAAAGUCAAAGAUACAGAGGUAGAAGUAGAGACGUAUAUGACUGAUAUAAAGGCAGAAGAUAUAGAGGUAGAAGUAGAGACGUAUGUGACUGAUAUAAAGGCAGAAGAUAUAGAGGGAGAAGAAGAGACGUAUGUGACUGAUAUGAAGGCAGAAGAUAUAGAGGGAGAAGAAGAGACGUAUGUGACUGAUAUAAAGGCAGAAGAUAUAGAGGAAGAAGAAGAGACGUAUGUGACUGAUAUAAAGGCAGAAGAUAUAGAGGAAGAAGAAGAGACGUAUGUGUCUGAUAUGAAGGCAGAAGAUAUAGAGGGAGAAGAAGAGACGUAUGUGAGGGGUGAUCAGCAGUGUAAGGAGGAGGAAAUCCCUACAGAUACCAGCACAGCAGAUGGACACACAAGCAGGAAUAUCUCAGAAGGACAUCUAAUGUUAUCCCCGGAUUGUGACAUAAAAGAUAAUGACAGUAGACAGUAUUCUCCGGGAGAUAACCCCAUUACCCCUAUUAUACAUCCAGCUCUAUCAGCUGAUCCCUCUGAUCCUGGGAAAUGUUCUCCUGAUCACUCUGAUAUUGGUGCAUCUGUUACAGCUCCGACAGUAGAUACAGUGUUUCCCUGUUCUAUAGAUGCCAAAUGUUUUACAAAGAACACGAAGCCUAAUAACCCACACACAGUAACUUGGAAAAGAUGAGAUAUGAGGUGCACUCUGGAAGCUUAUAGGGGGUUAAUCAGAGAUGAACGCAGAUGUGACAUCAUGCAGCCCCUGGAAAAUGGCCCGGCCCGCCUGCGUUUACCCCUCAGGGAUGCGACCGCAAUGUGUGUGUCUGCGUGGCCGCUGCGCAUGUGCAUUUUACCACCACCAGGAAACUGCUGUGGGCCGCUAUUGCGGCUGGGUCUGAAUGACCCCCAUAGACCUUUGGCUCCCUGCAAUACUAUAAUGUAACUUGAAUUGUUUCUGUGCUUUAAAGGAUAUUUUAUCCAUGUUGUGCAGAGUAAAGUAUUUUUUAAGUUUAAAAUAUAGAGAAAAAUCUGUUUAU
Pseudophryne corroboree (corroboree frog) is the source of this 1047-nucleotide messenger RNA. RefSeq lists its product as uncharacterized. The record is from RefSeq and is a predicted model, not a curated record. Bases 57 to 701 code for a protein of 214 amino acids. The transcript is spliced from 3 exons. NCBI's taxonomy places the organism in Eukaryota, Metazoa, Chordata, Amphibia, Anura, Myobatrachidae.